Messenger RNA from Condylostylus longicornis, 2270 nucleotides. It is a transcript of the gene Cyp311a1, whose product is annotated as probable cytochrome P450 311a1. Lineage: Eukaryota; Metazoa; Arthropoda; Insecta; Diptera; Dolichopodidae. The transcript is spliced from 5 exons. Gene Ontology annotation, molecular function: monooxygenase activity; oxidoreductase activity, acting on paired donors, with incorporation or reduction of molecular oxygen; iron ion binding. The record is from RefSeq and is a predicted model, not a curated record. Bases 37 to 1542 code for a protein of 501 amino acids.
CGAAAGAAAAUUUAGUGCAUCAUAUGCAGAAAUAAAAUGCUUUUUAUAUUAGUUUUAAUAUUAUUUUCAUUAAUAAUAUUUAAUUUUCAAAAAUAUUGGAUACGUUUCAAGUUAGCAUUUAAAAUUCCUGGGCCAUGGUUUAUACCGUUUAUUGGUUGUGUUCAAAUUGCAGCAAAAUUGAAACCUGAAGAAAUUACUGGUGUCGUACAAAAUCUUCGUGAAAAAUACAAGAGAACAUUUAGACUAUUUUUAGGACCUAAUUUAUGGGUAUUUUUACAUACACCACAAGAAAUAAAAGAGGCUUUAAACAAUUUAACAUUAAGAAGAGCAGCAGAUUUUCAACAAUUAAAACCAAUUCUCGGCGAAGGUUUAUUAUUAAGUGAAGAAAAAAAAUGGAUUACUAGAAGAAGAGCUUUAACACCUGCAUUUCAUGCAAAACUUUUACAAGAUUUUACAGGAAGAAUAAUAUUUCAUGCCGAUGUUUUAAUUAAAAAUCUUGAAAGAACUUGUGGAAAACCUAUAGAGAUUUCUGAUAUGAUUUUUCAUUGCAUAUUAGACACAAUUUGUGAAACUUCAAUGGGAGCUGAAAUAAAUUCGCAAAGUGAUUCUAAUUGUCCAUAUGCGAAAGCUUAUCAUCAAGCAUUCCAUAUAUUAUUUCAAAGGAUGGUUAAUCCAUUAUUAGGGUUUGAUUUUAUUUUUAAUCGAUUAGAAGCUUCGAAACAAUUAUCGAAUUCAAUUAAAAUAAUUCAUGAUAUGACUGGAAAGUUAAUAAAGGAGAGACGUGAGCUUAUUACACAACAGUAUAACGCCAAUAAUGAAAAUGAAUUAAAUGAAAUUUUAAAAGAUGAAAUCGGAAAACAAAAGAAAAUGGCAAUGUUAGAUAUUUUAUUAAAUAUUAAUAUUGAUGGAAAAUAUUUAUCUGAUCAAGAUAUAAAAGAUGAAGUUAAUACAUUUUUAUUUGCGGGAGUUGAUACAACAAAGGCUGCAAUGUGUUUUGCUCUAUAUAAUUUAGCAAAAUAUCCAAUAAUACAAAAAAAAAUUUAUAAUGAAAUUUCAUUAAUUAAAUCAACAUUAAAUGAAUCUACAAUAACUAUGGAACAAAUAAAAUCAUUAAAUAUUUUAGAUCAAUUUUUAAAAGAAUCUUUGAGACUUCAUACAAUAGUACCUAUGACAGGCAGGAAAACAACUUGUGAAAUAAAAAUUGGUGAUAUAAUUUAUCCAAAAAAUAUAUCAAUUUGGAUUAAUAUGUAUGGAUUAGCACAUGAUGAAAAUUUUUUUUCAAAUCCAUAUGAAUUUGAUUUGGAACGUUUUUCAAAAGAUAGUGAAAUUAUAAAUCAAUAUACAUAUUUACCAUUUUCAGCUGGACCACACAAUUGUAUUGGUAAACGUUAUUCUGAACUAAUAAUGAAAAUUAUAUUAAUACAAAUUAUAGAAAAUUUUAAACUUUCAUUAAGAAAUCCAAAUGAAAAAUUAGAAUUAAUUUCAGAAAUGGUGUUAUCAGCAAGACAAGGAUUUAAUUUAGUAUUUAAGAAAAGAAAGUGAAUAUGAAAUUGAAAAUUACUCUACUAUAACAAAAACAAUGCACUUUAUUUUUUUAUUAUAUAAUACAAAUUAUUUGUAAAAAACAAAACCCAAUCCUAUGUAAGACUGCACUUUUUAACUAUAAUGAAAAUAUUAUUUAGCACGAGUAUUAUAUUUACAUACAUAUAUACAUGAUUAAUGAUUAUAAAAUAAAGUUUAUAUAAAAAAUUUAACAAACGUACAUACACAAUAUUUUUGGGGUUCACAAUCCUAUUUUCAUCAGCUAACUUACAUAAAUUCUGUUAAUGCAGGAAGGUCAGAAAUAACUUCUUCUAUCAUGAAAAAUUAUUAGAAAAAAUUCAGGCUAUGUCAAAUAAAAAAGUUUUUGAGGCGAUUUUUCUCCCACAUAGAUUUCUGUUUUCUCCGAAAUUUAUGCAAAAUUAUUUGGUUUUUAAAAGAAUUAUUUCAGUACAUAGAUCGUUUCCAUUACUUAGGCCACAAAAUGUAUAUCUUUUAUUAUAUGUAUCAUCAUAUGAAUUAAACUCCGGUCUAAAAUAUGCUGUUUUGGAAACCAUAGAUUUAAUCAACUAUAUUUUCUUUAACAUUAUAUUAUAUAAAAUUUCAAUAAACCAAACUUGUUGAAUAGUAUUGAAAAAGAAUAUUGUCAAAAAAAAAUAAUUUUUCAAAAAACUAAAAACAAAUUUAAUAAUUUUAAUUGGAGAAAAUGAUAAAAAAUUAAUGAAAAUAAA